This is a messenger RNA of Polychytrium aggregatum, 312 nucleotides long. RefSeq lists its product as uncharacterized. Lineage: Eukaryota; Fungi; Chytridiomycota; Chytridiomycetes; Polychytriales. The transcript is spliced from 2 exons. The record is from RefSeq and is a predicted model, not a curated record. Bases 1 to 312 code for a protein of 103 amino acids.
AUGGCAGCUUGUGCCUGCGGCCGAAGAGUGGUCGCAAAGCUGUGUCGGCUCGGCCGCUCCCUGUGGGCAAGUGGAGAAGGCAUCCUGGUUGCCGUAGUUGCCGUAGUUGCCGUAGUUGCCGUAGUUGCCGUAGUUGCCGUAGUUGCCGUAGUUGCCGUGGUUGCCGUGGUUGCCGUGGUUGCCGUGGUAACAGUGGUAGCAAUGAUUGCCGUGGUUGCGGUGUCGAAUGAAAUGCUGAUGGCAGUGGUUGUGGUGUCGAAUGAGUGGCUCAUGGCUGCGUUUGCGGCGUCAAGCAUUGCUGUAUUCAUAUAG